AUAUAUAUAUACACACAUAUAUAUAUAUGUAUAUAUGCAUCUAUAUAUGUAUAUGUAUGCACGUAUGCGUGUAGAUAAAUGAAUAAGUAAGGCUUGGUAGUGAAUAGAUAGACAGGCCUGUAAAUAGUGGCUGCAAUAAAGACGAGAAGGAGUUAGGAAAAACAGGGAGUAUAGCAAAAAUAAAUAAAUAAAUAAAAAGAGAAGACAAAGUACAAAGGACCAAAGGAUUUUGGUGGUGCAAUGGCGGCAGUAACAGUCGCAGCGGCGGCCACAGGAAGAGACGUGAAAGGAAAGAGAGAUAUAUGGAGACACAUCACCAACGGUGAGGCGUUCGCCAACGCGAGACAGCAGGAACACGAACAGGCGAAACACCAUCUCGUGUUAACACCGACGAAUAACCACCUGAAAACACCGCGAGCAGUACCACCAUCACCACCGCCAACACCAUCAUCGAUAUCAACAACAACAACAGCAGCAACAACAGCAUCGGCACCGUCAUCACCGCCGCCACCAAAAUCACCACCAGCAGUAACAACAACAACAUCAACCAUCAACACAACAACAACAGACAUCUUGGCGUCAUUUACAAAGACAAGGACAACAGUUGUGACAACGACUCAGCCGAAAGUUGAAAGCUUUCAUACAAACAUGCAGAACGGAUCUUUAACCGCUUGUCGUCCUUGGAAGCUGUACUUCCAAAACACAGACAACGAUAGCAAAUCUUGUUUGGCUGUAGGUCAAUCUCAUUUGGCAUGUCUCUGUUGGUCUCUGGGAAAUGCAACAGCCGCAGACAUGGCUCUUGUAGAACAAGGUGAUAGUGCUCCCCCUGAGAACUGUCAUCGUCUUGUCAUUCUUGGAUCAGCAAAAGUUGGGAAGACUGCCAUUGUUUCAAGAUUUCUUGCCAACAAAUUUGAUGAGAACUACACACCGACCAUAGAGGAUUUUCAUCGGAAAAUUUACCGAAUUCGUGGAGCUCCCUAUCGGCUUGAUAUAUUGGAUACAUCUGGGAAUCAUCCGUUUCCAGCCAUGAGACGACUAUCGUUUAUCACAGGUGACUUGUUUAUCCUCGUCUAUUCUAUCGACAGCCGAGAGUCUUUUGAAGAAGCUAUUCGACUACGAGAACAAAUUCUAGAAUGCAAAGGUCACUGUGCAGGUUUAAAGAGUCAGAAGACUUUGGAUAUCCCAAUGGUUAUUGUCGGUAACAAAGCUGACAAAGAAAGUGAAAGGGUUGUCGAAGCCUCAGAAGUGACUAAGCAGAUAGAAGGGCAGCAUGGCUGCGCUUUCGUUGAAUCAUCAGCAAAAAAGAGCGUUAAUGUUGAUGAAGUAUUUCUACGUUUAUUUGAAAUUGCUAAACUCCCUUCAGAAAUGAGUCCAUCAAUGCACCGCCGAGUUCAGCCAACAUACAUUGGUUCAACUAGUGGUAACAAUCAAAGAAAAGGUAUGUCUAUUCGACGAAAAAUGAGUGAUGCUUGUGGAACUGUUGCACCAAACGUACGUAGACCAAGUAUUAGAACUGACCUGCUUGUUGCUCAGACAAGGACAGGACGCACUAAAACCUCACCAGAUGGAGCACGUGAAUCCAAAUGUCUGAUACAGUGAUCCAUUUGACAAGAACUGUUUUUGUUUCCAUUUUGAAAAGCAAAUUAUAAUUUCAUUGAAAACUGGAAUUCUGACAGGAAACUUUGCCUAUAAUAUUCUCUCGUUUGUACGGAUUGGAACGAUAAGCAAAUACUUCCUUUUAACUUGCUCUGUGCACGUAAUUAUUCCUGAACAGAUUAAAAAUAAAACUCAACAUACAGAGCUGAUUUUCUCUUGAAAGUGACACAUUGAAGUAUAUGUUUUUAAACGUUUUGUAUUAUUUUGUAGAUUGCUAGAUCGGCUGUAUUUUUCAUCAACUGGUUGAUAUAUUUUUUAUUUAUUCAUCUAUUUCCACUAGAAAAAUAAUUUAAACAUGUCUCAAUUGUAGUUUGAAUUUCUGGGUACUAAAAAAAACUAUUUUCAAAUAUUUCGUCACCGCUCAGGUGGUGUUGUAUCACUUUCAAUAAUGUAAUUCAGAUACAUGUGAAUUAUAAUAAGUUUAAAGGGCUCACAACUUUUAAUAUUCAGGAUUUCAGAUUAGAAAGCAGACUUUAUAAAUACUUAUUGCCAAAAUUAAUUCAUUAAAAACUAUAUGAAAACAUGUGAUUUCCUUACCUUUAUAAGUGGAUACAAUAGCAAAUUUAAUUAUUUAAAUACAUUUCAGAUCAUAUCAGGAAUUGAAAGUUAAAGACAUCGUUGAACUUUAUCACUCAUUAUCUGCAAGGAGCUCACAAAGUAAAGCUGCUCCAGUUUCCACCCUAGCGAUGAUAACAUUUCUUUCUUUGUCUAUUUAUUUCUUCUGAAGCAUUCUAUCAAUUCCUGCCUUAAAUUCAUCCGCCGUUUUCACACCCAAACACACUACUAGAAGUGUUCUCAAUCACUUACCAAACUGUGAGAAAAAUGUAUAAGUAUUCUUCCACCAGCCAAAUCCUGUUUCAUUUUAUUUAAAUUUUACCUUUAUAAACUGCAAGAGAGAAAUAUUUUUCUUAAAGAAUUUAAACCCACUUAUGCAUGUCAUCCAUGCAGAAUCUCGGAUAAUUAAUGUGGAAUCCUAUUAUAUUCAACUAGGUCUUUAUAAAACACAAUACAAAAGCGCUGCAUUAUGGGUGUCUUUCUAUUUUGGCUACUUAUAUAAUCACUAACAAUUUUGCUUAAAGCAAUACUAUUUUUUUAAGAGAAACACAGGUAAUAAUCUGAAAACAUUAAUUCUGAAGACACUGGCAUUUUCUUUUAUAAUAAAUGCAUAAAUUAUGAAGAGAACAGCUGGAAUCCACAGACAUUUUCUAUUUUACUUAGUUGGCCUUUUGCAGUUUAUUUCUUAGGAUUCUAUGUUAGUCGGGCGCAAAUAUAAUUUUCUCAAAACAUUACUGCACAUUUGAACCCUGACACUACUUGUGUUUGUGGCAGGGAUGUAGCAUUCGUCGACAUUAAGAGAGUCAACAACCGGACAUUCUGCUCAUAAAUUUCUUUUUUCCAUUGUUUGAUUUUCAUCUUCAUAAUCUAAUGACAGUCGAACAUCUUUCUUACUAACGGUGAUUUUAUACGACACAGUGUCAAAGGACAGACACAUUGAUAUAAAUUAUACUUACAGACAUUUGCAAAUUUACUAUGUGUACACACAAAGAGAGAGACUGGGAAAGAAUAAAGUAUAACAAUAUGUGAAUACAAAAAUACAGAUUCUCGCAUAAUUUACAUGGACUCCAAGUAUGAGAAUUAGGUGUGGUAUAUUUUUCUAAUACAGAACACAAUCCAAUAACUUUAACAUUAUGAACUCCCAUAACGAGAGACUUUUUUUCUUAAUGACGGAAAUAAUGGAACUAAUCCAUUCCACCUUUACAGUUUACCACUGUUAUACAAUAUUAUUUUAAUGUUAAUAUCAUUAUUAUUAUUUUUAUGUUUUUGUUUCUUGAAAUAUUAUUUUCCAGUUCUAUUUGAUAUUGUAACGGGGAUGAUGAACUUUUUUCUAUAAGCUACCCAAAUGAGGAUGAGAAUACUGUUGUUGAUGAUGACGAUGAUGAUGAUGAUGAUGAUGAUGAAGAUGAUGAUGAUGAUGAUGAAUAUGAUGAUGAUGAUGAUGUUGAAGAUGAUGAUGAUGAUGAGGAGGAGGAGAAUGUUGUUGUUGUUGUUGUUGAUGAUGAUAAUGAUGAUGAUGAUGAUGAUGCGCUUACUGGUGGUGGUAAUAGCAAUGGCGUUGAUGACGACGGCAAGUGAACUACAUUUCUUUGAGUUCACUAGUGACAAAUCCAUCAUCAGGUUUGCAGCCUAGCUUGAACUUGGACAGUUUUAUUUAUUAGUUGCAAGUAAAAUAAAAAAUAUUGUGGAGGUAAGAAGAAUAUCUUAAUGGUAUAUUUAAUAAUCAAUUAUUGUCAUUUAUUAAAGAGUUUCAUUAUCAGUAGUUGUGUUUCGAAUAAUUAUUUGCUGUUACUGGCACGAAUAUUAAGCAUCGUUCAAUCUCUCAUUAAGUGGCAGGAUACGAGUUUGGAUUGUGUGAAUGCGUAUAAGACUGUGUGAAUGGAGAGAGUGUAUAUUACAGAGCACCACAUGAAAGUCGCACGUGGUGACUCCAGAGAUAAUUAUUCCAGUCUCGUUAAUCAUGAAUAUACUCUAUUCAAAUGAAACCUUUUGACAAGUUUCAAAUUUUGCAUAGCAACAGAGACGCUGAUAAAGUAUAUGUGGUUAUAAAGUUCGCUUCGCAAUGAUGUGGGCCAUCGCUAGAUGUGUUGCAUCUUAAGGAAAUAUCUUCUACCAUAAUUGGGGUCGAAGUCUUCUGAACGAACUUUAUUAGAUGCAUGUGUAUGUGUGUGUGUGUGUGGGGGUAUAUGCGGGUGUGCGUGUACGUGUGAAAGUAUGUUAAAUAGACGGCACUUGUUCUUGAGGGGCAAAUUUAAUCUUAUGAUAUAUGGGGUAAAACUUAUGGCCUGAAGGAGCGCAUAUGCUGAGUAAAGCUUCUCUUGAAGUCAUUGGCUGUGAGACCUGUAAACUUCCUUGGAUUACCACCAACGAAUUGAAAUUACAUAUACGAAUUCACACACACACACACACCCUCUCUGUGAGAGACAGAAAGAGAGAGAGAGACAGACAGGCAGAGGGAGAGAGUGAGAAAGAGAGAGAGAGAGACUGACAGAGAGAGAGAGAGAAAGAGAGAAUCACAUACAUAUAUCGUAAAAUCGUAUCUGGGUAUGAAUCCCGGUCAGUUUUCGGUAGUCUUUGGUUAAGACUGUAGGUAUAUAUAAUUUUUUUUUCUGUUAGAGCAAUCUGCAGUUUAUGAUACCACCGUUAGUCGUAGCAGACUUACCCAUUAGCAGUCAGAAGCUAGCCAGCAGUGGCUCUUCCUGUAACAGUCCACUGGCAGUCGAUAUUAGCUAUUCCACUCUAUGAUAUAAAUCAACCGAUGAGAAGGAGUUUCAUUUAUCCAGUGGUAACAAGCCUUAUUUGGAACUUCUGGAAAGCUUGUUACUUAGAACUAAGCAUUCGUAUACAUAAAUAUAUACAAAUCCACACAUACACACACACACUCUCUCUCUCUCUGUCUAUCUAUCUGUUUGUCUCUCACAGAAAGAGAGAGGGAGAGAGAGAGAGAGUGAAAGAGAAAGCCCAGAUAUAUAUACAUAUAUAGAACCACAGAUUGUUUUAGAAUGCAUUGUAUGAAAGUGCAUGGGGUGUAAAGCAUAGAACCGCAUAGUAAUACCAGUGUUAUUGUAUAUAUAUAUAUAUAUAUAUAUAUAUAUAUAUUAAUAUGUUAAAUUUUCAGUGUGUCAUUAUUCAAUUCUAUGCUAGAGAGAAUAAUAGGAUGAUUACCUUUACUUACUAUCAAACCUGGUGCAUAAUUUUAAAACUCUAAAGUUAUUCCCUAUGUGUAUACAUUUGUGUGUGUAUGUGUAUGUAUAUAUAUAUAUAUAUAUACAUUUACACACAUACAGAUAGAUACGCACACUCACACACACAUACAUAUCUAUAUGCGUAUGUGUGUAGUUAACGAUGUCUGCACCAAUUUGUAUGCAUAUGAAUAUAUUUUAAUAUACAUUGUGUAGUGUAGGUCAUACAUGCAAAUUCUGUAUACGUUCUUACAUUUGCAUAUGCUAAUCCCUAUCAUUUUGGCAAUGUUCAAACUGACUCUAAUCCAUGAAUUACUUAAAUUUGAAUUAGCUGAAAAUUAAACCAAACUCUGCCAGAAGUUAUAACAUCGUCUCUUCUGCUAAUGAGUGAUUUGCCUAGAAAUUCUAUCUCAUUCGUGUAACUGAUUUACAGACAUUUCGUUAAUAGCUUUAUGUCAGAGCUGAUUGAUCAAACCUGCCAACAAAUAGUUUCGAACCGUUACCAACCUAUAAUAUAUUCCAGAUACAGUGUGACUACAAUUACUUUGUUGAGUAGGUAGUUCUUUUUGUUUAAGGUUACGGUGUGAUCUGACAAUUAUUCGGCGGUUAAUUCUUGGAGAAAUACAAGUUUCAUCGUUUUGAUCCAAUAAAAGUAUAUAUUGUUGAUAAUUUUGCUGUCGUCACUUUCGCGUUUAAUUCUUCAUUUAAUUUGAUUUAAAAUUACCCUGAUAAAUUAUUGCAGCAUCCAUAUCAGCUUGAUAAUGAAAUUCUGCAAAUCAUUUUAAACCGUUUGAAUACCUCCAAAUUUACAGAAGUGAUAAAAGGAUAUUGUGUAAUUUCGAUGGAAGAACUUCAGUGACUUCAAGUGGAAUGUAUUUUAUUGGGAAUAUUAACUAGGGCAUUCAUUUAAUUUAUCGGAAGCUUCGAGCAUUUCUCGGUAGUGACGGAUUGGAUCACUUAGGAGUCCGUUUCAUGACUUGUCUCCAACUCGUUACAUCAGUUGGGAACAGCCUCUAUUAAAGAUGAAUGCCCCACCUUAGUAUUCCUUAGACUCUGAACUAUAUUAUCAAUAAACUGUAUAAAAAUCGCUUCAAUGAUGAAAUAAAUUAGGAAGCUAUGAUUGAAGAAUGCACUAAAUUAGAAUAUAAAUGUGUUUUCCACAAAGAGACGUUGUCAAUUUUAGUAACACAUUAUCAGAUAUAUUUCUUCAUACGGAUAGCACAUAAUCAAUUUUUUUUCUAGGCUUUUAGAGUUUUAUCUUCAUUUUAUUAAUAUUUGAAGUGUAUUAUGAUUUAGCUUUCAAACUUGAUAGUAAGAAAUCAAUUUAUCAGAUGUUAGCUAUAAAUGAAGUAGAUAUAUUAAUAAUGCAAAAGUCAAUAGGUUUAUUGGCAUUGAAAACAAAUAUUUCUAAAGUGAAACAAAACCCCAAACAACAAGCUGACUAACUUUUUGCUUUGUACUUUCAAGGCUGGUACAAGAAGAGAUUACUGCUAAUGAAUACCACCAAAAGUAAUUUUAUAUAUUGUUUUGUAUUCAAUCAAAAGUUAUGCUGUUUUGUAUUCAGUCCUUUCAGAUGCUGGCAACAUAGUUGGAAAAAAUCCGAGAAAUAAAUAGGAAGAAAGGGAUAAGGAAGAGAGGAAUUAUUAUAUUCGUUGUAUCUAUGACAUAAAGGUACUCUCUUAGAUACAAGGGAUUUCAUAUUUAUAACUACUUUUCAUGUUUUUCAGGUGCAUAUUACAUGUUCACGCAUAUAUACAUACAUUCCAUAUUUAUCUAUGUAAAUGUGCGGGUGUGAAGAGUGCACAAAGAUUAUCAGAGUACUGAGUACAUGAUAUAGAAUGACAUAUUUAAUAAUGUUAGUAAUUUCACUUACUCGUUGACGCGAAUAAGUUAAGAGAGAAGACUAAACUCGUUGCAUACUAGUUUGGGACCGAAUUAUAUCACUUGAGCUGGCUAAAAUUAACAAGGUGGAAGAAUUCAGAUACAAUAGAUAUUGCUAUUGUAUCUAGUUGGGAGAUAAUUCAUUAUACUCAGCUGUUGAAUUCAAGAGAAGGGAAAUCGGAUGGGAAAAAGUAUAAGGAAUAAAGCCUAAGCUUUAUAAUAACACUAAGGAAAGUAUAAAAGUUAGAGUUGAACUCAGUUGAUAUAAAUGUAUAUUCAAAGUAUAUAUUAUUAAGUAAAAUAUCUAGUAGUGUUAGUAAUUCCGGUUACAAGUGCACCAGAAUUAGAUAUAUUCGUUAAAUAUAGUUUUAGGGCGAGCUUUGUCCUGUGGGCUAGCUAACAAUAACAUAGUUGAAGAGUUGGGAUACAAUGGUACAAAAGCAACUCUGCACUAUUCAAUCUGAGAUCAGAAGUCAUUGAUAUACGUCGUCCUUGCGAUAAAUAUUUGCUAAAAAACUGAUUUCAUAUAGUUAAUGAAGCAAUCCAUUAUAUUAAAUAGCUACAGCUAAGAGAGAAGAGGUCGGUUGGGAAAAAUUGUUAUCAGGGCUCUUAACUAUAUGAAAUCAUGACUUAUCAGUUUUUUUAGCAAAUAUUUAUCGCAGGGACGACGUAUGUUAAUCAUUUAUGAUCUCAGAUUGAAUAGUGUGCAGUUGUUUUCGUCUCUUUUUGUACCAUUUUGUAUAAAUUAUAUAUUCCGUUGGUCACAAACUUUCUGGUGAGUGUUGCAACGCAUUUUUUGAGGUCCAAAACAUAAUUAGUUUUCUUAUAUUCCGAUUUUUUAUGCUCCUAAAGAAAGAAUUGUGGUUGAAUUGUCUUUGAAUUUACCUUCACGAUACCUAUAUUAUAUCUAUACACUAUGUUUAAACUUGCUUUCGGUAUUGAUAUCAAGCGGUUGCUAAUUACUUCUAUAGUGCUUCAACGAAUACAAACAUGCAUUUAUAUUGUGGGGUAUGCAGAUAUCAUUAGCAGUUAUUUUUGUGGGAUUACUCGUUAUUUAGCUUUUUUUAUACUUGUAGUAGAGCUAUGAUUGAAUUUUAGUUUUAUUUAUUGCUUAAUAUCCUACAUUGGCGAGUAAGAGGCGGAAGCUGUUUCAAAGCUAGGAAAUCUUUAAGUAUGUUAAAUGUAAUCUUUAAUAAUAAAAAAGUUAUAUGGCAAAUAAUAUUGUAGCGACUUUCCUUGUUAGCGUAUGGUGGAGUGUUUAGCAGUGCACUUAAUAUCAUCUUUGAAUUCACUAGUUUUCAGUGCUUUAUCACAUUAGGAUGCAAGUUUGAAGAAAAUUUCUUCAUUCGAUAUUAGUUCUGAGAUUUUUCUGCUAAUAUUGUUUAGGCUUUUGAAAACCAUUUAAUACUUCACAACGUUUCCUUUGUUUUAUUUGAAAGUGUAAAUUUUGGGGUUAUUUCUUAAUAAGUUGAAAUUUAUGUAGGUUUUGUGAUACAUUUAUAUUCUUAUUUGUGUAUCACAUAUCUAAAGAGUCGCAUUAAAAAUUCUAUGUGCUUGAUUGUUGCAGGCAGUUCUUAUUUUCUAACCUGAAGAAACAUCUGAAUAGCUGUAUCACAGAAGAAAGCCGUCCAUCGCAUGAGUUUGACUACAACUUCCUAGUCUCCCUCUCCUUUUCCUUCUCCUUCUAGCUGUACAAUAUAUCUAUAUUUGCAGGUGUGUUACUUUAACAUGUGUUUCCGUGUGAUUGAAUUACUAAUUUAUUCCUACCAGUUCAUGGAAACAUGUUAAAAUGAACCAUGAAUUCAAACCUGAAUUUCGAAUUCUGAAAUUUGUUUCGGCGACACAGUAAUUUUAAAUUGUCACUCUAUAACUUCUAAAAUUUUUGAAAUUCAAAAGCACAGCGGAGUAGCAUAAACUAGUUUUACUUUCAAUUAAUAGAUAUACAUGGAUCAAAUCCAAUGAGUUAAUCACCUUACAAAUACACAAAUUUGCGCCAGUGUAAGAUAUGAAUAUUUUCAAACCUUCCAAGCAGGAAUUAUUAUAUGCUUUCGAUUAAUUUUGAUUCAAAUAUAGUUGUACUGCAUAGGAAAGAAAAUUUCACUCACACAUAAAAGCAAAUCAAAAAAGAAUGAAUGUUAUAUAAUUUCAUCUCCUUAUCUGUUAAAUUUGUGGAUUUAUUCUAGUAGCAAAUCAAUAUUGUCUAAAAUCAUAAAACAUCGCUACAGGCAACGGUAUUAAGUUUGAGAGUUUUUGCUUUUUUCCUUAUUUUAAAACAAUCCAGUAGUGUUCAUCAAAAUAUCAGAUUAAAAUGAAACUGAAUUCUUUUCCAAGAACUGUCUCAUACACCGGAUUUAAAGACUCUACUGUCUGUCAGUGUAUUUGUGUGUAUAUAUCUGUGUGUACGUGUGUGUGUGCACGCGUAUUUGUGUGUUAGUGAGUGUGUGUUUUAUGUGUGUGUUAAAUAUCUAUAUAUGUGUAUGUAUAUAUGUGUGUAUUGGCGUAUUCGUAUGCAUAUAGGUAUUAAUUUCAUUCAACAAAGAGCUUUUACAGGAAUUGUAUUUAUUCCAAUCUAUUAUCUCCACCAUCACAUCAAUCAAGAUCAUCAUCACCAUCAUCAUCGUCGAGGUCAUCAUCAUCAUCAUCAUCAUCAUCAUCAUCGACAGUAGUAGUUUUUGUCGGUGAAUUAAUACGUAAUUAAGAGUUUCAAGUCUACAAUAACAAGCCUUAUUAUUUGCAGCAUAAGUUAUACUAGAAUUAAAGUUAUCACAAUUACCAGAUUUUGUUUUCGAAACACAUAAGCAGCAACAUUAGGUCCUUCUUGAGCAAAUACGUAAACAAUUUUGAGAUUAGCGUGAGGAGGAACAAAACUUUUCGAUUUUAUAUUGAAUAAAUCCUCCUUACUUUUAUACAGAGUGUAUAAAUAAGAUUGUGACUGAACGACUAUAAGACAUUCUAUAUGAUAGUCGUGAACCACAUCCCCGGUGAUCAUACAACUGUAGGUAUUAGAGAUGGUAUAUUACAAUCUUCUGAACAUCAGGACAACAUUUUCCAGCUAACCUCGAUUAUAAGUUUGAAUUUAAAUAAACAACUAUUAAUAUAUUGUUAAUUAAUAUCUCUCAAAACUUAAUUAUAGUUUAAACUGUUUGUACCUUUAAACAAAUAAAUACUGUAUUUUAAACUUUGAAGUGUCACUACCAGAAAUCUUUAUUUCGAAGAUGUAAAUACCAAAAAUCAACUGAGAAAAUUUGGAAGAAAAAUAAUUGUUUUAAUAGUUAUUGUGAUAAAUUACUUUUGCUUGGUUUUUGAGGAUCACCAGAGAUUAUUCAAAGAAAUGUGGAACAAUUAAUUUACCAUUAUUUUCUCCUGAAAAGAAGUUGGUUACUAACAUGUUUAUAUAUUUGUAUUAUAAAAUGUUUUUACUUUUUCAAUUAUAUUAUUAUUUUUAAUAAACGUAAUCUAAACAAUUUAUGGCUUUACAAAACAAAAUCAACAACACAAUAGAAGUGCAUAAUAUUUCUUUGUUAAUAACUACAGACAGUACAAACAUAUCUUAAAGAGUAUCUCAAAAUACUAUAAUCACAAAAAUUCAAUAUGCAGCAUAUUGAAUUUGUACGUUGAAUUUGUUUUGUAAACACAAUGUUAGCAUGUUAUAAAGACAUGAACACAUAAGCCCAUCAUACAAAUUAAUUACACAAUAUCAACAUAAUAUAUAUUACAAUAUAUGUUUAUGUCACACAAACAGAAACAAUAUUCAAUUAUAAAUACUAAUGAACAGUAAACAAUAAUCAAUACAGAACCACCAAUAUAUUAUCAGUAUAAUUAACAACUGAAAGGUAUUUGACAACUGAUACAGACGAUACGAUUCACUAUCAACUUUUCGCAUAUCUUCACUAACCAAAGAUUAGAGUAUCAAAUAUUGUAGGCGGAAGAAAUACGGAUAACGCUAAAAGUAUCUUAGAUGAAUCAUAUAUAUAUAUAUAUAAUAUAUAUAUAUAUAUAUA
This is a messenger RNA of Octopus sinensis (East Asian common octopus), 11275 nucleotides long. RefSeq names its product GTP-binding protein Rhes. Gene Ontology annotation, molecular function: GTPase activity; GTP binding. The transcript is spliced from 3 exons. The record is from RefSeq and is a predicted model, not a curated record. Bases 241 to 1599 code for a protein of 452 amino acids. NCBI's taxonomy places the organism in Eukaryota, Metazoa, Mollusca, Cephalopoda, Octopoda, Octopodidae.